Molecule: messenger RNA, 2034 nt
Organism: Colletotrichum truncatum
Lineage: Eukaryota; Fungi; Ascomycota; Sordariomycetes; Glomerellales; Glomerellaceae
Source: RefSeq, a predicted model, not a curated record
AUGUUCGAAAACCUUUGCACCCUCCCCCUGUCGGCCGACGUCUUCACCCAGGCUCUCCAUCCAACUGAGCCGAUGCUGACUGUCGGCCUCGCCUCUGGCCAUGUCGAGACUUUCCGCCUGCCGGCCCCUGUCGAUAACGCCUCCGAUGCGUCUGGCGAUGCCGAUACCAGCAUUUCUUCGACCGGUCGGGGCAUGAUUGAGAGUGUCUGGCGCACGAGAAGGCACAAGGGUAGCUGUAGAGUUGUCGCCUACAGUCACGAUGGAUCUGCUGUCUACUCUGCCGGCACCGAUGGACUGCUCAAGCACUUCUCCCCCGAGACCGGCAAGGUCAUUUCCAAGGUCGCCCUUCCUUCCUCAAACAAGCAGACCGAUGCCCCGACCCUCAUGCACGUCUUGAACCCCCAGAGCCUCCUCCUCGGUUGCGACUCUGGCGCCAUGCACAUAAUCGACUUGAGAGACGGCGCGCCCGCCACCAAGCCCGCCCAGACCCAUUUCCCUCACUCCGAUUACGUCUCCGCUGUGGUCCCCCUCCCCCCGUCCGCCGAGAGCACGUCUGGUUUCCCGAAGCAAUGGGUCUCAACCGGUGGCACCACUCUCGCCGUAACUGAUGUUCGAAAGGGUGUUCUUGUUCGGUCCGACGACCAGGAGGACGAGCUGCUGUCCGCGACCUACGUCCCUGGCCUGGGACCCAAGAACAACCGAAACAACGGUGUCGUCGCUGUUGGUUCUGGGUCUGGUGUUGUCACGGUGUGGGAUCGGGGCGCUUGGGAUGAUCAGCAGGAGCGCAUCAUCGUCGAUGGUGGAAAGUCGGGUGGCGAGAGUCUGGAUGCUCUGGCCCUGGUGCCUCAGGAGCUUGGCCUGGGCAAGAAGCUGGUUGUAGGUCUAGGCGACGGCAGCCUGAGGGUCGUCGACUUGGUUACUAGAGAUGUCGAUCAGGUGUCCAUUGCGCCUUUUGUGUUCGGCAUCACCACGCCAAAGGUGUUCUUCGGGCCAGGCACUCUAAAGGAGUUGGCUGGCGAGCUCAAGUCUCGGAACCUCUCAAAACCACUCAUCAUAUGCUCUCCGUCUCGGACUUCUCUGGCCACCAAGAUUCAGGACCAGCUCACAGAGGCUGGCAUCAAAGACACAGACAUCCUCGACACGGCCAAAGUCCACAACCCGAGCGAAAUCAUCGGGCCAGCGGUAGAACGUGCGAAUAACAGAGAUGUUCUCAUCUCGGUCGGUGGAGGCAGCGCGGUCGGUUUAGGAAAGGCCAUUGCCCUCCGCACCGCGUUGCCACAGGUUGCCAUUCCAACGACUUAUUCGGGCUCAGAGAUGACGCCAAUCAUUGGAGAGACCAAGGACGGCAAAAAGACCUCAACUACAGAUCCCAAGGUUCUACCAAAGGUCGUCAUAUACGACGUCGACUUGACGAUGGAUCUUCCGGCCAAAGUCAGCGGUCCAAGUGGCCUAAAUGCCAUGGCACACUCAUUCGAGGCGUUGUACUCACGUCAAGCCAGUCCCAUCACAGACCACCUUGCUCUUGAGUCCAUCAAGGCUUUGUCUCGUUCACUCCCAGUGGUCGUUGACAACCCGUCAUCGACUGAGGCGCGCACAUCGGCCCUCUACGGCGCGUUCCUCGCCGGACUCCUGGCGACCGCAACUGGGAUUGCGCUUCAGCACAAGUUGGCUCACGCCGCGGGCGGGACCUUGGGUCUCCCCCACGCGGAGACGCACUCCAUCUUGCUCCCGCACAGCAUUGCUUACAAUGCCGUUUCGUUCUCCGAGGAGACUAGAAGCAAGUUGUCGGCGGCCCUCUUCCAAAGCACGGAAGACUCCGUCGCCGGUAUCGUGGCAGGUCUGAACGAAUUGAUCCGGCUCCUGGAUAUCCCGACGGGGCUCAGGGACGUGGGCAUGAAGGAGAGCGAGAUUGAUCACGUCACGGAUGUUGCUUCGGACACGCCAUACUGGAACCCGCGCCCGUUGGAAAAGGCAAAGAUUCGAGAGAUUGUGCGGAGGGCAUGGGCUGGAGAACAAGCUAGAACUGAUCUCUAA